This is a messenger RNA of Lytechinus pictus (painted urchin), 2752 nucleotides long. Its product is annotated as trissin receptor-like. Gene Ontology annotation, biological process: G protein-coupled receptor signaling pathway. The coding region runs from base 1 to 1602 and encodes 533 amino acids. The record is from RefSeq and is a predicted model, not a curated record. The transcript has a single exon. Lineage: Eukaryota; Metazoa; Echinodermata; Echinoidea; Temnopleuroida; Toxopneustidae. Gene Ontology annotation, cellular component: membrane. Gene Ontology annotation, molecular function: G protein-coupled receptor activity.
AUGUCUGGAAGCGAGUUUGCCUCGUCGUCGUUUAACUCAUCUUACGGAAAUGGAUCUAUGGUUGAGGACCCUUUCCUGGAGGCUCCCCUGAAGCAGAUCCUCAUUACUGUCUUCGUGGUGAUCUUCGCUCUCAGCUUCUUCGGCAACAUCCUCGUCGUCUACGUCAUCGCGAGGAACAAGAGCAUGCACACGGUGACUAACUUCUUCCUGGCGAACCUCGCUCUUGCGGAUCUCCUAGUUGCAGUCUUCUGUGUGAUUCCGCAGCUCCUGUGGUACGUCCUCGACAGCUGGCCUUUGGGCUUGCUGAUCUGCCGCCUCCACAAGUACAUGACAAGCGCUGCAACAACUGCUUCGAUAUUGAUCUUGACGGUAAUCUCUGUUGAGCGUUACAUUGCCAUUCUCCAUCCCCUUGAGACGAGAAGGGUCUUGACGACACGACGACUGACCAUCACUGUCAUGCUAGUUUGGAUGCUUAGCGCGGUUGUGAACAUCCCCGUGGCGCUCUUUUACAACCUCCUGCACUAUGGUGACAAGAAAUACUGCACUCCCAGCGAAUUAUCUGAGGGUGUAGCUCGCAUGCACACUAUCAUAUUCUGUGUGUUCUUCUAUACGAUCCCGUUGAUCAUCAUGGCCGUGCUGUAUGGAAUUAUUUCGAGGAAGCUGUGGACUACGAGCACAGGAAAACGCGUCUUCAGUGGAGAGGACAGCGGGUUUCAAAGAGGUACGGGCUCUCGAUUCACAAGCCGCAUCACUGGUCGUUUUUCAAAGGCAAAGUCAAAUGCCUCUAACCAUUCCAAUGCGAACAAUGCAGCAGGAAACAUUUACCGUCCAAACACUGACACGGAGGGUACGGUCGUCCUGGAGAUAGCGAAUGACGGGGACAAAAAGGAUGGCAAUAUCAAAUCGAAGUUAGAAGAAGUCAGCACUGGACCAUCUAAGAAUCAGAAGAUAGGUCCAUUCUUUGUCGAUGAGCCAACUGAUGACCUAGAAUCUACUCCAGGUACAGAAAUGGAUGUGAAAGUUCCUUUGACGGCGAACGAAGGAAACAAUAACUUGAACGGUACGAAGGAAGAUACCACCAACAUAACUGCCGUGUCUGGAUCAAAGCGUACGAGUCGAAAUGCACCCGAUCCGAAACUUACGCGUAACCAAUCGAGUAUUUCUGUCGGGAAGGAUCGCUCCAGUAAACGAGCAAACGAUGAUGUCUCCAGUGGACGUUCCCGAGGGAAAGGACGCAGUAACGUCAUGGCGGCUAGAAAGAAGGUCAUCCGUCUUCUCGUUUUCAUCGUCGUUUCUUUCGCCCUUUGCCUAUUCCCAGUGCAGUUACAGACCUUCUGGCAGGCCUUUGGCCACAACAUUAUCCUGAACAGUCAGGGCGGUAUCUACUUCCUGCCCUUUUCCCAAGCACUUUACUUUUUCAAUAGCGCCCUCAAUCCGUUCCUCUACGCGUUCUUCUCGGACAAUUUCCGCGCCAAGUUCAAACAGACGCUGAAGUUGGGCAAACAGACUAACCGCGCCAGCAUGACAUCCAGGUCCGCCCUUCAACGUUUACCAAGCAUGACGUCUUACGCUCAAACAGAGACCGUGUAUGUAUCUACAUGAAUACACACCAGACACUCUUCAAGGAAUUUUGGAUUGAACUGAAUGAAUUGUUUUGUACGGGUAGGUUAACGAUAAUAACAACCCUAUAGAGUAUUGAUUGCGCAUCCAUUUUGUGACGUUUUAAACCGAGAUGCUAUCGGGUUAAUAUUGAGAAGUGCAAUGAAUUCAUAUUGAUCUGACUUUGAAUUGAGGGUGGCAUUCAAACCGAUUUCCCUUUAUCGCCGAAACAAAAGUCAAAAGAAGUUGUAUGACCUUUCUCGAACUAAACAGAUCCAUUUGUAGUCAAACAACUUCUGAAAUGCUGUUGUAUGGAGGCAAUCUUUCUCUGAAUAUUGAUAGUUAUGAACAUCCACCUGGGACAAUUUCUCGGAACCUAUACAUGGACUAUCUACCUAUCAGUCAUGUAUACAUGCCUUUGAUGUGAUUGUGCAAUUUUGUGCAAACGUUACAUAUCGAUGUAAAUGGUACACUGCACAAACGCCGGUGUUAAUUUAACACCAGCCUGGUAUCUUUAUUAUCGUUUUGAUCUUAUCUCGUGUUGUUUCAUUGCUUUUCUGGUGUGGACCGAUGUAAAUACCGGGCUGGUGUUAAAUCACACCCGUGUUUUUGCAGUGUAAAUUGUAUAUUUAUAUAAACAUGAUGAAUGGUGCUGUUUAACAGCCUACAUGUAGACUGUGUGCCGCGAUUUUUUUUCUUCAUCUUAUACAUGUAUUUAGUAUUCUAUUUGUUUGGUUUUUUUCUAUUGUUUUCGUUUAUAUCCUCUUUUUCCUAAAAACGAUUUAGCUCAUCGUCAUGAUUUUUUUUUCUAUUCGGAGAAUAAAUACUUUCAUGUACUUUGACAGCACGAUGUCAACUAACAAGGCUGCGAUAAAAUUUCGUUGUUCUAGAUUCCUCGACCAUUCCCUGGUGUUGUGUGUGUAAAUUAGAUGAUGUAAUUAUCAUCACUAUUGGUUUAUCCAUUCAUACAUUUAGUUCUCAUUUCAAACAAGCAAAAUCAGAAUCACAUCAUAUCGUUAAAAUGUAUGUAGUAAUUAUUUAAAAAGCCGUCACUAUGGCUGCAGUUUCGAUUUUUUUUCUGCAGGAAGAAAAUUAAAGGAGCGGAAAUUCUUAAUUUUUUUUACUCCACAAAAUGAAGCAAAUGGUUCUUUAC